AGACAAGAAACAGCCAAGCUGGAGAGAAGUGGGUGAAGCGUUAGGUAUGCCAUUAGUGAAUAGCAUGAAAUCAGCCAGUGGGAUGUUGGAAACUUGGAGUCGAGACUUGAACGUUACCAUUGAUCAUCUAGUGGAAGUUUUGAAGAGGCCGGACAUUAACGGUACAGAUGCAUUGAUGGUUCUUGGACAUCAGCAUCACAUUACUGCCGAAAACAGCUUAAACUCACCUCCAGCAAAGCAAGGAAAAGAAGACGCAGCUUCACGAGAUGGUCGUUCUGUUCAUCAAAAGGCAACUGCCACGGAAUUGAGGGACCUUGCCAAAUCUCUGGAAACCGAUUGGGUUUCCAUUGCAGCAAGAUUGAAACCGGAACUCUUCUCAGUUAAAAAGAUCAAAGUAAUACAAGAUAAGCAUAAAAAUGAUGCCUAUCUUCAAGCUCGAGCCAUGCUAGAAGAUUGGAGUAACAGUCUGGCCGACAAAGGUACCCGUAAGUUGCUUAUCGAGGCACUUGUUAAAGAAGAACUUCGACUCCAAGCUAAUGAAGUCUUCAGCGAAAAUCUGGUGAAUCAAGUGUGUCCACAAGUGUAAAAUUUUGUGUCAGGAGAUGUGACAGCCCGAUUAUUUGUACACUGUGUUGUAGAUUGAAUUUCAAUACAAUAGACAAAACAUGUAGAUGUAAGUAAUUUUUAUAACGUACCUAUACAUUUGUGACUGAGAUUUGUUUGUGCAAGUCUU
Molecule: messenger RNA, 733 nt
Organism: Corticium candelabrum
Lineage: Eukaryota; Metazoa; Porifera; Homoscleromorpha; Homosclerophorida; Plakinidae
Exons: 3
Coding region: 47-586 (179 amino acids)
Biological process (GO): signal transduction
Molecular function (GO): protein binding
Source: RefSeq, a predicted model, not a curated record